GAAAGGUACAGGCAUUGAAGCCUGAGUCACCCCUCUCGAGAAAAAGAGAGGAGUGUGGUAGGAAGAACAUUGAACGCUCCCUGUCAGCACGCAAGCGCAGGCCAGUUGCAGUAAAUAGGUCACCCAGAGCCAAACCAUCAGCUCAGAGCUUAGAGAGUGAGCUCGAGAAGAAAGCAGCUCCAAGGAGCACAGGCGCAAUGGCUGAGGCCGGGCUGGGCGAGACGGUGAGCGAGCUGCAGGAGGCGUACGAGAGCGGCAGGACCCGGAGCGUGGCGUGGCGGCAGGCCCAGCUCAGGGGGCUCCUCCGGCUCCUCAAGGAGAAUGAGGAGGAGGCAUUCCAGGCGCUCCACGAGGACCUCGGCAAGCACCACGCCGAGGCAUACAGGGACGAGGUCGGGCUGCUCGUCAAGUCCACCAACGCCGCGCUGCGUGAGCUCGGCAACUGGAUGGCCCCGGAGAAGGUGUGGGUUCCGCUGAUCGCGUUCCCGGCGAGCGCGCAGAUCGUGCCGGAGCCGCUCGGGGUCGUUCUCAUCUUCUCUUGCUGGAACUUCCCCUUGGGCCUGUCGUUGGAGCCGCUGAUCGGGGCCAUCGCGGCCGGGAACGCCGUGGCACUGAAGCCGUCGGAGCUGUCGCCGUGCACCGCCAAGUUCCUCGGCGACAACAUCGGGAGGUACAUGGACGCCACGGCCGUGAAGGUCGUCCAGGGCGGCUCGGACGUCGGGGAGCUGCUCAUGGAGCACCGAUGGGACAAGGUCCUCUUCACCGGGAGCCCGCGAGUCGCGCGCGUCGUGAUGUCCGCGGCGUCCAGGCACCUGACGCCCGUGGCGCUGGAGCUCGGCGGCAAGUGCCCGUGCAUCUUCGACAGCGCGCGGGACCUGCAGAUCGCCGUGAACCGCAUCAUCGGGGCCAAGUGGUCGUCCUGCGCCGGUCAGGCCUGCAUCGCCAUCGACUACGUGCUGGUCGAGGAGCGCUUCGUGCCCAUCCUGAUCAAGGUGCUCAAGUCGACGCUGAAGAGGUUCUUUUCCGACGCGGAUCACAUGGCACGGAUCGUGAACGCGCGCCACUUCGAGAGGCUGAGCAACCUUCUCAAAGACACGUCGGUGGCGGCAUCCGUCAUCCACGGCGGCUCCAUGGACGCCAAGAACUUGCACAUUGAGCCCACGAUACUGCUCAACCCACCGCUCGACUCCGCAAUCAUGACCGAAGAGAUAUUCGGUCCCCUGCUCCCGAUCAUCACGGUCAAAAAGAUCGAGGACAGCAUCGCCUUUGUGAAAGCCAGGCCGAAGCCGCUCGCCAUCUACGCGUUCACCGGGAACGCGGUGCUUCGACGCCGGAUCGUGGAGGAGACGUCGUCCGGAAGCGUCACGUUCAACGACGCAGUGGUACAGUACGCGAUCGACGCGCUCCCGUUCGGCGGCGUCGGGCAGAGCGGGUUCGGGCAGUACCACGGCAAGUACUCCUUCGAGAUGUUCAGCCACAAGAAGGCGGUUAUGAAACGAGGCUACCUCAUCGAGCUGAAGCUCAGGUACCCGCCCUGGGACGAAAGCAAGGUCGCCCUCAUGCGGCACCUCUACCGCUUCAACUACUUCGGCUUCGUUCUCAGCUUCCUCGGGCUGAGGAGAUAAGCUCGAUCUACGUAAGAAACUCCCCAUGGCCUCUCGGAUCCAAGUCAACGGAUUUGACCGAAUGAAGUGUUGGUGAAUGAACGAACAAUAAGUAAAUAAAACAAUAUGCAGUAACUAUCUAUAAUUAUAUUAUUAUUUGAGUGUUAAAAAAACUAUCAGAUUCACCCUCAAGGUCACGAAUUACCAUAUUAAUCAGGAAAAAAAAGAUCUAGACUAAUCAUUGUUAUAAAUAUUAGUCUAGAUUAAUCGAAA
Molecule: messenger RNA, 1877 nt
Organism: Phragmites australis (common reed)
Lineage: Eukaryota; Viridiplantae; Streptophyta; Magnoliopsida; Poales; Poaceae
Product: aldehyde dehydrogenase family 3 member F1-like
Exons: 9
Coding region: 198-1625 (475 amino acids)
Biological process (GO): aldehyde metabolic process
Cellular component (GO): cytoplasm
Molecular function (GO): aldehyde dehydrogenase (NAD+) activity
Source: RefSeq, a predicted model, not a curated record